AUGCGUGCUCCGGCUUCACUCAUAACGCUGGUCGCCUUCUGCGUCCUGCUGCUCACAGGACAGGCGGCCUCCCAGAAGCUCGUCUUCGCCCACUACAUGGUUGGCACCGUUACGGCGGCUCACGCGCAGCAAGAUAUCAAAGAUGCCGCAGCCAUGGGACUCGACGGCUUUGCACUCAACAUUGGCGACCCGACGCAGCCGUUCGUCCGGGAUGCCCUGAACAAGAUGUUCGACUUCACGCGUGACAAGUACCCGAAGUUCAAGCUGUUCUUCAGCUUGGACCUGUGGGCUUCCGGCGGUGCGGGCAAGCGCCUGGGCGACUACGACUCUCUCCUGCGUGACUUUAUGGGCCAUGGCGCGUACCAGAAGGGCGCUAAUGGCUUUCCGUUUGUCAGCACUUUUGGUGACGGCGGCACGACGAAGGAUGUGUGGAUUGAUUGGAAGAAGAAGUGGGCGAACAAGGUGUAUUUGGUUCCGGACUUCGAUCAGACACAGGGCUACUACGAUGCCGCUCCUGGAUGGUGGUCCUACUGGGGCGAGGUCGUUGAUGGGCUGUUCAGUUGGGAAUCAAGCUGGCCGAAGGUCGGUGACCGGAACACGGCUGAUAUGAAUCUUGACAAGACUGUUGCCAAUGGUGCCAGGGAUAGGAAGAAGGCGUAUAUGAUUGGUCUCAGUAUGCUCCAGUACAAGAAUGCCUACGGCGCGCGUCUCUGGCGUGCAGGUGAAGACCUUCUCACCCAGCGCAUGAAGAAUAUCCUCAACAUGAACCCUCAGCCCGAAUACGUCGAAAUCCUGACCUGGAACGACGGCCCCGAAGGCCACUACAUCGGCAACCUCUGGCCGGAGCAAAACGGCGACGCGCAGCCGGCCGCCUACGCCAACAGCCGCGCGCAGCACUGGUCGAUCCAGCCACUCCUCGCCUCCUUCAUCCGCGCCUACAAAGCCGGCCAGGGCCCCGCGGCGAUGCGACCCCCCUCCCUACAACCCGCGCGCCCCGUCGUCGGCGCCAUCUGGUACAAGCCGAUCACCUCCCAAACCAACUGCCCCGGCGGCGACCAGUACGCGCAGAAGCCGCUCGGUUAUGACGCGGCCAAGGACGUCGUGGCGUGGGCUGUCGUUGUGGGGACCGGCAGCGAUGUCGCUGGCUGGAAGGUCCGAUUUUAUAGUGGUGGUAAGCUGGUGGGGGGCACGACGAACCUGGUCGCUGGGUUGAAUUCGGGAGUGUCGCAGGCGCUGAAUACGGGGUCUCAGCGGAUGGAGGUGUUGAAUAAGGAGGGGAAGGUUGUGAUGAGGGCGGCGGGCGGACGCUGCGUGACGAAUAAUUGUCCGGAUAAGAUUUACAAUUUGAAUCCGCAGGUUGUGGGGUUGACUAUGGGGUCGGAUUAUCCGGCGUGUAAGUGA
This is a messenger RNA of Lasiodiplodia theobromae, 1401 nucleotides long. RefSeq names its product Glycoside hydrolase family 71. The transcript is spliced from 5 exons. The coding region runs from base 1 to 1401 and encodes 466 amino acids. The record is from RefSeq and is a predicted model, not a curated record. NCBI's taxonomy places the organism in Eukaryota, Fungi, Ascomycota, Dothideomycetes, Botryosphaeriales, Botryosphaeriaceae. Gene Ontology annotation, molecular function: glucan endo-1,3-alpha-glucosidase activity.